AUGCCCCGACCCCUCCUCCUCCCUAGUACUGCUGCUGCCCGUCAGAGCUUCUUCCUUCGUGCUUCAGCUCGUUGGUCCCCUUGCUGCCCCUCAUCCUCCUCUUCCUCAUCCUCGAUUCAUUUUCCCUCUUCAUCCGCCCGCAUCCCCCUCCGCUGCUGUCGUUGCAGUUGUCGCAACUCGGCUCUCUGUCGCUGCUCCUGCUGUGCUCACCCCACUUCGGCUUCUUCUAGAUCUUUCACUACUUUAUCCUUCUCUAAUAAACUGAACCCCUCCUCUCUCCCCAUCCAUCCCUCCUUACGGGCAUCAUCCCUACGUGCACCCUUUUCCACCAAUUCCCUCAAAAUGGCCCAGGAUUACAAACUCAAGGACAUCACGUCCCUGGCGGACGUCAAGGACAUGGACAAGGUCGAGUGUGAAGUCGACGGUAUUCAGGAUGGCAAGGUCCUCUUGGUUAGGUAUAAUGGUCAGGUUCACGCUAUGACCCCUAAAUGUACCCACUAUGGUGCUCCUUUGAAAUUGGGUGUCGUGGCUCCUGAGGGGAGGAUUACUUGUCCUUGGCAUGGUGCUUGCUUUAAUGUCGAGACUGGUGAUGUUGAGGAUGCGCCGGCCCCGAAUGCGUUGAAGAAGUUCGAGGUGUUUGAGAAGAAUGGCGCUGUUUAUAUUAAUGCCAAUGAAGCCGAUGUUAAGGCGGCUCAGAGAGAUCCUGCUGUCAAGUGUAGUGCUUCGCAGCAGGAGAAGUUGGUCGUCGUUGGCGGUGGAAGUGGUACCUUUGGUGUGGUCCAGGCGAUCCGGGAGAUGAAGUACAAGGGUGCCAUCACUGUUAUCACCCGCGAACCGAACCUCAUUAUUGAUCGUACGAAGCUGUCCAAGGCAUUGAUUGCGGAUGCCGCGAAGAUCCAGUGGCGGCCUGAGGAGUGGUACAAGGAAGCUUCUAUUGAGGUCGCCCAUGAUGAUGUGACGGGCGUUGAUUUCCAGAAGAAGACGGUGGCUACUAAGUCUGGCAAGUCGUACCCUUACACCAAGCUGGUCCUUGCGACAGGAGGUGUGCCGCGCACUCUCCCACUGGAAGGGUUCAAGGACCUUGGAAACAUCUUCGUGCUCCGCACCAUUCCAGACGUGCAGGCCAUUCACCAGGCACUGGGCGAGCAAAAGAACAAGAAGGUCGUUGUCAUCGGCAGCUCCUUCAUCGGUAUGGAGGUGGGCAAUUGCCUUGCCAAGGAGAACGACGUCACCAUCGUCGGCAUGGAGAAGGCCCCGAUGGAGCGUGUAAUGGGCGAGCAGGUCGGCCGCAUCUUCCAGGGUAACCUGGAGAAGGCGGGCGUCAAGUUUAAGCUCUCCGCCAGCGUAGACAAGGCAACUCCCUCCAGCAGCGAUUCCAGCAAGGUCGGCGCAGUCCACCUGAAAGACGGCACCGUGCUUCCAGCAGAUCUGGUCAUUCUCGGAGUGGGAGUGCGUCCCGCGACUGACUUCCUCCAAGGCAACCCAUCCGUUACCCUCGAGGAGGAUGGGUCCAUCAAGACCAACGAGCACUUUGCGGUCCCCGGUCUGAACGACGACGUCUUUGCUAUCGGUGACAUCGCCACCUACCCGUACCACGGGCCAGGAGCAGAUCAGGACAAGGGCACAUACACCCGUAUCGAGCACUGGAACGUGGCCCAAAACGCCGGACGCGGAGUAGCACGCGCAAUUGUCCACAGCGGAUCAUUGCAAUCCCUCAAGCCCAAGGCGUUCAUCCCCAUCUUCUGGUCCGCCCUGGGUGCCCAGCUGCGCUACUGCGGAAGUACCGUGGGCGGAUGGGACGAUCUGGUGCUGAAGGGAGAGCCCGAGAACGCCAAGUUCGCUGCGUAUUACUGCAAAGGAGACACAGUGGUGGCCGUUGCUACGAUGGGUAUGGACCCGGUGAUGGUCAAGAGUGCCGAACUGAUGCGGCGCAAGAACAUGCCGACCAAGUCGCAGAUCCAGAGUGGGGUGGAUGUGUUGACUGUGGGUGUGCCUGAGUCUGUGAGGAUCUAG
Messenger RNA from Aspergillus luchuensis, 2013 nucleotides. It is a transcript of the gene nfr1, whose product is annotated as putative AIF-like mitochondrial oxidoreductase (Nfrl). NCBI's taxonomy places the organism in Eukaryota, Fungi, Ascomycota, Eurotiomycetes, Eurotiales, Aspergillaceae. Bases 1 to 2013 code for a protein of 670 amino acids. The transcript is spliced from 3 exons. Gene Ontology annotation, molecular function: flavin adenine dinucleotide binding; oxidoreductase activity, acting on NAD(P)H; 2 iron, 2 sulfur cluster binding. The record is from RefSeq and is a predicted model, not a curated record. Gene Ontology annotation, cellular component: cytoplasm.